Molecule: messenger RNA, 1824 nt
Organism: Fonsecaea multimorphosa CBS 102226
Lineage: Eukaryota; Fungi; Ascomycota; Eurotiomycetes; Chaetothyriales; Herpotrichiellaceae
Exons: 1
Coding region: 1-1824 (607 amino acids)
Biological process (GO): prolyl-tRNA aminoacylation
Cellular component (GO): mitochondrion; cytoplasm
Molecular function (GO): ATP binding; proline-tRNA ligase activity
Source: RefSeq, a predicted model, not a curated record
AUGAAGCUCCUAGCCGCGUCUUGGACACCAAGGAGAGCAGUACCCCGUUCUGCACAGUGGAGGAGGAGCUCUGGCGUGCGGCAUAAUCAGAUCGCUUCGACGCAACGAAUAUCCGACUUCUGGAUCCCUACAGUCAACGUGCAAAAGCACGAUGCCGCUCCAGAUGCUACUCAGUUGCUCAUCCGAGCUGGCUACUUGCGCCAGGCGUAUGCCGGCAUAUUCCAGAUGCUGCCCCUGGGACUGCGGGUUCAGGAAAAGCUAGAACGGCUCAUCGACAAGCACAUGAGAUCAGUCAGAGCUUCCAAAGUCUCUCUAUCAUCCAUAUCGUCGCAAGCUCUGUGGGAGAAGUCAGGACGCCUGAAGCGCGGAGGCGAAAUGUUCAUGUUCAAAGACAGGAAGGGUACGGAGUGGCUGUUGGCACCAACUCAUGAAGAAGAAAUCACCACUUUGCUCUCUGAUAUCAUUCAGACACGGCAGCAGCUUCCGGUGCGACUGUAUCAGAUUGGCCGAAAAUACCGUGAUGAGAAGCGACCUCGUGGUGGCUUACUUCGAGGCCGCGAAUUUCUGAUGAAGGACCUCUACACCUUCGACUCCUCCCCUGCUCACGCUCACGAAACAUACGACGAAAUAAGAAGCGCAUAUCGCAACUUCCUCGACGAGCUCAAGGUCAAAUACGUAGAGGCUAGAGCAGUUUCGGGCGACAUGGGAGGAAACCUCAGCCAUGAGUAUCACUUCCCCAACUUCGCUGGAGAAGAUAUCGUCAUCACAUGUUCGGAUUGCGACUAUGCACGCAAUGAAGAAUUUGUUUCGCAAGCGAUCUAUCAACCUCGACCACUUCAGAUACCCGAGGCCAGCGCCACGGAUGGCAAAUCUGGCCAAAGGUAUCUUGAAGAACACUUCCUCAGCACAGAUCGUCGGAGCCUCGUUCGCGCCAUCGUACCAUUACUUCCCACCGCCAACUCCGAGGAGAAACCUGAAACGCGAUCCAUCAAUGCACAUGCAGUCAAGGCUGCCCUAAACGGUUUGUUGGACAUAGAUACGGGGCUAGAGCAACCAAUGGAGAGUUUCAAGGAAUCUCUAGCUAGUGGCACAGCGGAUGCCUCAACAAAGAGACCAUCGGUAUAUUAUGUCCUCGACUCGCGUGUUCGUCUGGACGAGAUUGGAGACCUGAUUUCUUCUCCUCCCAUGACACGGGAGAUGGACGCUUAUGUCGUUGAGGCACCGCAGAACGACGCAAAUGGUGGGAUAAAUUUGCUGAAGCAGGAAUCCGGAGACCUUUGCCCUGAAUGCAGCAAAGGCACCUUGAGAGUGGACAAAGCCAUCGAAAUCGGCCACACUUUCCAUCUCGGAACCCGUUACAGUUCGAAACUCGGGCUCGCUGCCAGGCAGAGUGAUGGGAAAGAGGCGGUGCCAGUGGAGAUGGGCUGUCACGGCAUCGGCGUGUCUCGUCUGAUUGCAGCCGUUGCGUCUUGUCUCUCUGACGAUGUUGGUCUGAACUGGCCAAGGGCAAUUGCGCCUUUCGAAGCUGUCGUCGUCGUUCAGCCAUCACAUGCGGAGAGGUUACGCGCCGCCGAGCAGCUUUGCAACCAGUUGUCUUCUUCCCCGCUGGGCAAUCUUGAUGUCGUCCUCGAUGACAGACAAGAGCAAGGAAUGGGAUGGAAGUUGAAGGAUGCGGAUGUCAUUGGAUACCCUGUCAUCGUGGUCGUGGGCAAGGGAUUCGACCAAGGGAAAGUGGAGGUACAGUGUCGAAGGCUGAAGAUCAAACAGGAGGUCGGCGUCGACGAUGCCGUCGGGUUCGUGCAUGAUCUUUUGAAGCAGCUUUGA